UCCUAAGCCAGGGAUUGUGGGUUCGAGUCCCAUCUGGGGUGGUUGUGUUUUCGGUCCUCCGGGAUUUUCGGGAUGUGCCACCACGCGCGAUAUCGACGUGACUCGGAUCAGAGGUAACUGCAGUAGGACUUCGUAUUUUGGGACAGCUGCAGGAAAUUAUCAACAAAAAUGGAGCAGCGGGCCAUCGAACUGUGCAUCCUGUUGAACGCUUUGGCUGCAUCAGUGCACACUUGGCACCUCCGUGAGGCCACCGUGUACUGGGAUGCUGCCCAGAAUAGGGUUAUCCUGAAGGAGGGGGUGAAGGAGACCAAGGGCGGUGCUUAUGGUUACUUCAAUGAUACCCUGCACCUCACUGGAUGGGGCAUCUUGGAGAUCUGCGCCGGUUAUGGAGGGGUCCAACAAGAAGAUGAGACUACAUUCUUUCUGACUGGUUACCUGGAAGGCUACCUCACUGCUGGACAGAUAUUUAAUCAUUACUACAACAUGUACCCCCAGCUAAUAAAGGACGAGAAGGUUCUGGAUCCAUUGAAAAGAUUCUUAAGCAAACAGGACCAAUGGGCGAGAGAGCAAGUGAUGCUGAGGAAGAACAGUGACUCCCUGUGGAAACAUUUGGGACUGAUCCUGGCCCAAUUAGACGGUCUAAUUGCUGGAGCUGGACAGUGGGCCAAAGGAAAACACAUAGAUCCUCUGUCGACAUUUGCUGUUCAUUUUCUGAAUGGUGUCGGUGACCUCCUGGACCUUGUCCCUGCGCUGACACCUCGCCCCAACUCUACCGGCCCCGCUGCUUUCAAGAUACCGGGAAUGGGCCACUGCACGGCACUCAUAAAGGUGACAUCUGGCUUUGAGAACCUGCUGUUGGGCCACUCCAGCUGGUACAAUUAUGGGGCCACCAUGCGCAUCUAUAAACACUGGGACCUCAGGGUGUCACAUGCAGCCACUGGAACAAUGUCAUUCAGCAGCUAUCCUGGCUUCCUUACAUCACUGGAUGACUUCUACCUGCUCGGGAGCGGCCUGCUAAUGACUCAAACCUCUAUCAGUGUCUUCAACGCCUCGUUGUUUUCUCAGCUCAGCCCUUACAGCCUGUUGGCUUGGCAGAGAGUGCGCCUGGCCAACAGCUUGGCGCACAGUGGCGAGGAGUGGGCGCGCAUCUUCUCGAAAUACAACUCAGGUACGUAUAACAACCAGUACAUGGUGGUGGAUCUGGGUAAGUUUUCACCUGGACAUAGCAUCAGGACUGGAGCUUUGACUGUUGUGGAGCAGAUUCCUGGGAAAGUGAUCCACACUGACCAGACCCAAGCUUUACGUGGAGGGUACUGGCCAUCCUACAACAUUCCAUUUCAUGUUGACAUCUACAACCUGAGUGGGUACGAUGUGAUGUGGAGGAGAUACGGAGAAGACUUUUCCUAUGACCUUUGUCCCAGAGCCAAAAUCCUCCGCAGGGACCAGGCCAAGGUGUCUGACCUCAGGUCCCUCAAGCACAUCAUGAGAUACAGCAACUACAAAAGAGAUCCUUAUGCCAAAGGCCAUCCGUGCAAAACCAUUUGUUGCCGUAACGACCUGCGACCAAGGAGGCCACGCCCCGAUGGUUGUUAUGAUACUAAGGUGACUGACUACCAGAUGGCUCUCCAGCUGGUCGCAGAGGCAAUAAACGGCCCCACAACACAGGGGGGUCUGCGACCAUUCUCGUGGAACUCCUUCAACCUCACCACCCAUGAGGGUCUUCCUCACAUGUACAACUUUUCCUUUGUCACCAUGAAACACGCUCUCCAGCGGCCAUAAUCAUACCUGCCAUCACCUCUGCAAUAUUUAGUUAUAAAUACAGUACAAUGGACUAAUGUAAUCUUUUGUCAGUUUUCUGUGGUAAAAUUUGUUAAUUGGCAUUCAACAAGAAACAUGACAGAGGCUGUUUGCAGAUUGGGUUGAGCAGGUCUUUGGACACAAUGCAAAGUGUUAUUCCCCAGAGGAGGGGGGAGUGCUGACCUUUUCCUCCAGCAUCACCCGCAAAUGUUAAUGUUUAACUCUCAGUGAAACCACUUGUUUGACAUGUAGCACUGAGGGUACAUGAUACCCUGAUACCAUUGGGCCAAGGUUUUCCAUGUAUGGUUUGCCAAACAAUUGUGGUUGAAUAAUUCAUGCAUUCCACAUUAUGUAACUGAGAGUCAUAACCUUGGACUCCAAGCGAAUCUUAAAUUUGUUUCCUUUUGUAUCUAUAUGACUUCUACCUGCUAAGUGUGCAGCUAGUUUGGUCAAGUUGAUAUGGGAAAGUGACUGUUUUCUUCCCAUGAAAAUGUUUAAUGCAGUGACUGACUUGUAAAUGCCCGAGAGUAAUAAUUCUUUAUAAUAGCACAUUAGUCUCACACCCUUUCAACUGAUCCUUUGAGACUAUAUUCUGCUUUUUAAAUCAUUUUUCAUUCGAGUAACAUACAAUAUUACCAUUAUGGGGUCAGAAUACAUCUGCAUCAUUGCUAUCCUGAUAAAUAAUGUGUAAACUCUAGAUAUUAAAGAUUAGAGUUUAUUGUCAUUUUUCAGGGUAUAGGUACACACCCAAUGAAAUGCAGAACUGUAGGAACAUUUACAGUAUGUUGGGAAUGUGAGAAUAUUUACAGGUAUAACAAAUGAUUUUGUAUGUAAUCAUAGGGGGUAAAAUAUCAUCAGUUUAUGUCAGCUGGAACAGGCUCCAGCUCUCUGCAACCCCAACGAGGACAAUUAGUACAGAAAAGGGAUACAUGGGUGGUACAGUAUUAUCAACAUUUACAUUGGCUAGAAUAUGCACGGUAAUGGUAAAGACAAUGCCUGUGGAUGAGACAAACGAUAUUUAAAAAAAUAUUUGACUCUGUACUGUGACCAAAUAUGGAAAUCAUUGAGGAGUUUGAAGAGAGGAGAGAAAAGAGGACUAUAUGCAGGCAUCAAUGUACAAAGUACUUACUGUAUGUUUAAGGAGUUCUCAUAGGACAGUUGACUGUUUUACUUCCUAUACACAGUGUUUGCUUGUACGCGAAAUGAAGUAAUACACUGAUCCCAUUAU
Phycodurus eques (leafy seadragon) is the source of this 3025-nucleotide messenger RNA. It is a transcript of the gene plbd1b, whose product is annotated as phospholipase B domain containing 1b. Gene Ontology annotation, cellular component: extracellular region. The record is from RefSeq and is a predicted model, not a curated record. NCBI's taxonomy places the organism in Eukaryota, Metazoa, Chordata, Actinopteri, Syngnathiformes, Syngnathidae. Gene Ontology annotation, biological process: phospholipid catabolic process. Gene Ontology annotation, molecular function: glycerophospholipase activity.